CUUUUCCAACAAAGUCCAUCUUCCGUGUCCAGUCUACGCAUCUCUUCCUCGAGGAAACCCUCCACUGCUCCUGCUUUAUCUCAGCCUCCCCCCGGCAACCAGACCUACACCCACCAAACUCAAAAUUCUUUUCUCUGUCAAACAAGACCGCCAAAAUGUCGCAAUCCGGAGCAACCGUCCACGAGGACUGCGUCACCGCCUGGAACGACCUCAAGCUCAACAAGAAGCACAAGUAUGUCAUCUUCAAGCUGUCCGACGACCUUAAGGAGAUUGUCGUCGAGGAGGCGAGCGACAACAAGGACUGGGAGGCCUUCCGCCAAAAGCUCAAGGACGCCAAGACCGUCUCCAAGACCGGCGCCGAGAGCAAGGGUCCCCGAUACGCCGUCUACGACUUCCAGUACAACCUGGCCUCUGGUGAGGGCGAGCGCAACAAGCUGACCUUCAUCGCCUGGUCCCCCGAUGAUGCCGGCAUCAAGGCCAAGAUGGUGUACGCCUCCUCCAAGGACGCCCUGAAGCGCGCGCUGAGCGGUAUCGCCGUCGAGAUCCAGGCCAACGACGACGAUGACAUCGAGUACGACUCCAUCCUGAGCAAGGUCAGCAAGGGCGCCGCCGCCUAAGCCAUGAUCGCGAGAGAAGCACCACAAAGCUGCGUUGCCUUUAUAGUAGACGGCUGGCCUGGUUUGAGAACGUGCCACGCGCGGAUUUCACGAGUAGUUGUGUAGCAAGACUUGAGGUGGGAAAGAAAUCAUAUUUCAACAUUGGGGGGACCACUUUGCUCUUAUGUCCAUAAUGAAAAAGACAGGACGGCAACCCGAGAUUCUUGAUAUCGGCGUUGCUCUAGAAUAGCAAUCAGAUUGGGCGUUGGGCCUCCUUCC
Molecule: messenger RNA, 875 nt
Organism: Cryphonectria parasitica EP155
Lineage: Eukaryota; Fungi; Ascomycota; Sordariomycetes; Diaporthales; Cryphonectriaceae
Product: putative cofilin
Exons: 7
Coding region: 156-617 (153 amino acids)
Biological process (GO): cell motility; actin filament depolymerization; actin filament severing
Cellular component (GO): actin cortical patch; cytoplasm; actin cytoskeleton
Molecular function (GO): actin filament binding
Source: RefSeq, a predicted model, not a curated record